Molecule: messenger RNA, 426 nt
Organism: Coccomyxa subellipsoidea C-169
Lineage: Eukaryota; Viridiplantae; Chlorophyta; Trebouxiophyceae; Coccomyxaceae
Exons: 4
Biological process (GO): defense response
Source: RefSeq, a predicted model, not a curated record
AUUUCGAAAUUCGCUACAAAAGCAGCAACAACGUUUGCCCCAAGGGCGUCAGGUGCAUCGAAGAAUCCGGCAUUUAAAGGGAGCCUUUUGUACACUGUUUUUGAAGUCCAAGCGUGGCUCUUCCUGGUGAUCGGUGGCCUGCUGUCUUUCAACAUCAUUUUUCCGUCAGAUGAACCGAAUAUCGCGCGACUGUUGGGGAUGUGGAGCAUCUGGAUGUUUACCAUACCUGCCUUGCGAGCGCGGGAUUGUUCAGCUGCCGAGAAAGAGGCGCUAAACUACUUGUUUCUGCUCGUGCCAAUUCUGAAUGUAUCGCUGCCCUUCUUGUGGAAGUCCUUUCCUUUUAUAUACUCUGCAGAUGUUGUUGCCCUUGCUGCCCUUUACACGUGGAAAGUGGGCUUACCCUUUGGGGACAAAGAGACAUCCUGA